This is a messenger RNA of Ustilaginoidea virens, 366 nucleotides long. RefSeq lists its product as uncharacterized. The coding region runs from base 1 to 366 and encodes 121 amino acids. Lineage: Eukaryota; Fungi; Ascomycota; Sordariomycetes; Hypocreales; Clavicipitaceae. The record is from RefSeq and is a predicted model, not a curated record. The transcript is spliced from 2 exons.
AUGGUGGCGCAGGGUGGCCUGCGUGCGGUGUGCUGGUUUGGUCUUGUCCGCUUGGCCUCUUUUGGCAACCUCGUUGGCCCUGGAUGGAUGGGGGCCGUCAAGACGGGGCUCCGUGGUGCAGGAGAUGAACAUGGCCACGACGGGGGACGUGACGUGCACGCGAUGCGCCUCCCCCCUCUGCUGGCGCGUGGCGCGUGGCGAGUGGCGAGCGUAGAGAAAACAGAAACGCACAGUCGGUCCAUGGCAAAGCCUUGCCUCGUUAUGCAUCCAUCGUCAACAGGUUCCAGGGCGCUCGAUGCAGUCCCGGGUCCGCCUGGAGGUCUGGAGGCAGGAAAGGGGGCAGGGAGGGGGGUUCCAGGAAGUUAG